AUGAAUUUGAUCAAGAAAAAAUUGCAAACCCUCCCAAAAGACUACAGAGCCAAAAUCAUGCUAAGACUAUAUGCUGGCGUUGCCAAACCAAGUCCUAAGAUGGGUCAAUCAUUGGGUCCUUUGGGAAUCAAUAUGAUGCAAUUUUUGCAAGGAAUUCAAUGCCGCAAAGUUUAGGUUAUAGCCUUUCCAGAUAGAACAUUCAAAUUCCUGAUCAAGCCACCUGAAACUACUUGGUUUCUUAGAAAGGCAACAGGCACUGAUAAAUUCACUAAUUUCCCUGGUUAUAUAUGGUAUGAUACCAUCUCUUUGCAGCAAGUGUACGAAAUAGGUAAUAGACAUAUCAUAAUGAAUUCAUUAGCCAAAGUGAAAUAAGAAAUGGAUCCCCACUUAAAACAUGUCUCGCUUCCAGCCAUUUGUAGAAUGAUUAUUGGAUAAUUAGCAUCUUUAGGGUGCAAUUUAUCCACAUAAUAUUUUAAACCAGAAACAGUUGUUAGACCAGAAAUAAAGAGUUGA
Paramecium tetraurelia is the source of this 513-nucleotide messenger RNA. RefSeq lists its product as uncharacterized. Lineage: Eukaryota; Ciliophora; Oligohymenophorea; Peniculida; Parameciidae. The record is from RefSeq and is a predicted model, not a curated record. Gene Ontology annotation, cellular component: mitochondrial large ribosomal subunit; ribosome. The transcript has 3 exons. Gene Ontology annotation, biological process: translation. Gene Ontology annotation, molecular function: structural constituent of ribosome; large ribosomal subunit rRNA binding.